Messenger RNA from Eriocheir sinensis (Chinese mitten crab), 5473 nucleotides. RefSeq lists its product as uncharacterized. The transcript has 12 exons. Lineage: Eukaryota; Metazoa; Arthropoda; Malacostraca; Decapoda; Varunidae. Bases 531 to 4238 code for a protein of 1235 amino acids. The record is from RefSeq and is a predicted model, not a curated record.
GGAGGGGCCGCGGCGGCAGUGCCUGGCUAAUGCUCACUACGACCACACACGCGCACACACACACGGGGCGGCUCGUGUGACUCCUAACUCAGUGUGGCAAGAGCUGUGUGCGGCGGCGGCAGUGUUAGUGGUGGUGGCGGUGUGUUGACCAAUACGGUGGUGUGGUGAAGCGACCUAGAUCUUACUUGACUGUGAGCGACUCAGUGUUAUAUUUAUUUACACAUUUUUAUUUAUUAGUAUGUAACGAGUGAAGAACUAUGACGGCCUUGCAAUGUGAUCUGCAGUGUUAUUUUUCAGUAUCCUGACCCUCGCUAAAGAGAGCAUUAAGGGGAAGAAGAGGAGGAGAAAAAUCCCUUCCAACACCUCUGCCCUCCCUCCAUUUCCCAGUAAAGAAAAGAAAGGAGGAGAGAAAAAGAAAACCAGAGGGAGAGCCAUCCAGGGGGAGACCGUGUGCCCCAGGGGAGGGGAGGAGGAGCCUGAGGUGAGGUCCUGGGAGCCCCCCACCCCAGGACACAGCGGCAGCGGCAGCCAUGGGGAACACCUGCCGAGGGAAGGUCAAGACGAAGGAGUUUGAGGCCGUGUCAGAACCGACCUUCAAAGCGAGAUCUGCCCUGGACGGGGAAUCGCUGGGGGAUGGGGAGGUGUCGCCCGUCAUCCGGUGGGAGCAGCGGCAGCAGGAGCUCAACGAGGAGGUCAUGGAGAAGAUGCGGGACGAGUUCACGCACAGACCUGACAACUUCAUCCUCAACCUCCUCGUCGCCUCCGUGCAGUUCUACGCCAAUUAUGACAAAGAAAAGAUCGAGAUACGGAAAUACAUCCGUGACCGAGAGUUGGCCUUCGACCGCAAGCUGGAGCAGUCGAAGAGGAAGGUGAUAUUCAACGGGGGACACGAGGAGAUCUCCGGCACACACGUCCUCUACCAGCCUAGGGGGGAGCCGUAUAUGGAGAUGCCGACCCCACUGCAGUUUUACAUCGUGCACGACAAUGUGGAUCUCUACCCUGAGUUUGAGUACGAGGAGCUGCAGAAGAGGCACUACGCAGAUCUGGACGGCCCGGGGUACAGGUUCUGCUCCGAGUACUCCAAGAGACACCCAGGUUAUGUGCGUCUGCGGUGCGUGGACAUCAUUCCGGGGGUCACACGCAGCAACACAUACGAGGACAUCUACGGCUUCCUCAGGCCACUGGAUGAGUCUGAGUUCGACCCUAUGGUGGACCCUAGGCCGCUACGACGCUCCUCCCUCACCAACGGCUCGCUCCUUGGACACCCGACACACUACUCCGACUUUGAGGAGAGUGACGAUGAGGAGGCACGCAAGAGAUCCCCAACUCUAAAUGGCCCAAGGAUGGCAAAUGGAGCAAUUCCGAACCUCAAACAACGCCGGUCAAGUGGGCUGUUGCCGAACGGGUAUCCUAACGGCGGACAACUUGGGCAGCUCAUCACGGCCAUGCGAGCGCUGGCGAAGGACAACGAAGGGGGGGAUGAGUUGCCUAACGGGGACGUGGGUGAGGGCGAGAGGCCACGGCGGAGGAGUCUCUCGGAAAGGCGACCGAGUGGACUGUUUCCCCGGGUGGGUCCAGAGAUGAAGCGGCUCAGACUAACCUCGUCGAACGCUGACGCGACAGACUCCAGGGCAAUGGCGGCGCGGAGACUCACGUUAGUAGAGGAGGAGGGGGAGGAGGACGAGGAGGAGGAUAGUGAUGAGGAGGAGAAUAUGGAGGAGGAGAGUAACCCGAGCGGACCAUUUGGCUUGAAUCCCGGUGAGGCCUUAGAGGAGGUGAAGGAGGAGGAGGAGGAGAUGCAGGUGAGCGGAGGAGAGGAGAAGAAGAAGCAACCGGUGAUUCUCCAUGCCCGGCUCAACGAAGGAUGUUUCAUCAACCGCAACAUCAAGAUCAAGGAUGCGCAGGACGCCUAUGGGAUUUCCACCAAGACGGAGCGCAGGACCUAUUUCUCAUCCGAGCGCCACAUGGAGUGCUUCGAGGAGGAGUUUGACGACCUGGUAACGGUGCUGAAUAAGGAACACCUGCAGGAUACCUCUCAGCGGCAAGGGGUGGCCGUGACUGCGAACGAACUGAUGAUUGAGGAGAUUGGUCCCAAGUUCUACGUCGAGUUCAUUCCGACUCUGCUGCUGAAGGAGUGGCCGAACUGCGCCUUUGAGUGGAAGAUGAGGGAGCGGAAAGGCAAACUCGACCCAGUCUCCAAGAUUAUGUACAAGUGGCCCAAGGAUAUCAACAUUCAGGAGGCAGCAGCGACGGGGUGCAACAUCGUACCCAUGGGCCACUACAACCCGAGGGAACCAAACCGGGUCAUGAAGAUCGAGUGGCAGAUACAGUUCGCAAAGGCUGAGCAGAUACUCCUCCGCAGCCUUGGACACACGCAGAUGCGGCUCCUCUUAUGGAUGGAGUACCUGCUGUGGGACCAUCUGGGGGACUUGCCCGGCAUCAAGAACCAACACCUGCGCUACAUACUCUUCUGGAUGUGCGAGAAGAACUUCCGGGACUGGCAGGAGGCGCGUCUGGGCAUCAAGCUGAAGGCCUACCUCAAGACCCUCUACAACAGCCUCGCCUCGGAGUCCCUGCCGCACUACUUCGUCAUGGCGUGUAAUAUGAUGGAGAACAUUCCCGAGAAGUACAUCAGACAGACGCAGGCCACAGUCAAGAAGAUCAAGGAGAAUCUUCCCAUCUACGUCAUGCACACAAUGAAUAGGAUGCGGUUGGCCUCCGACUUCUACCCUCGCCUCAACGUGAAAAAGCUCUUCAAACUGGUCACCAUGGAGAGCUUCGGCGUGGAGAUGCUGAACCCGCAGCUACUAACAUUGACCGGUGGCGAGGACCAAAGUGAGGACGAGGACGCAUUUUACCGCAGUGACUCCGAGGACGAGGAAGGCGACCUGGAGGAGAAGAGGCGGCUCCAUCAGAUGCGUCUGGAGCGAAAGCGGAAAGUAGCGGAGGCAAACAAGAAGAGCGGUAUCAACACCACAAACAACAACAACAACAACAACGACAUGCCACAGCGACCCUCAACCAUACGCCUCGACACCAAGAUCAAGCGCGUGAAGGACCUCAGAGCCGGGCCAGUGCUAAAGCUCUUCGGGCGACACUUCCUGGCCAUGGCACGGGCCUCGAACCGACAGCGAUCGUACCCACAGGCCUAUACGUAUCUACUCCUCGCUCGGAACAUGGCGACGCUGCUUGAUGAGACGGCGAACAGCGACGAGGCGAGGAAGUUACUUAAGCAGGUGGAGGAGUUGAACGAGGCGUCACGUGGAGGGGUGAGGGAUAUGCUGGGGUCAUCCUGGAAGGUUAACGAGCAACAUGAUUUGGUCCCGAACGCCACUCCACCCCGAGGCUCAAACUGGGAGCUCGGUAAGACGGCGCCGCAACCCAAACCAGAACGCGAUUCGAUGUUUGGGGUCAACCAGCGGCAAACGAUCACCUCCCUGCAAGACCUCAGCCCAUACGAGACCAACGCUGCGCUGAAGACACCUCUGACGCAGCAAGACUCGGAUGCGAUCAGUGAGCUGCCCUUAGAGUCCCCUUCCUCACCCCUGUUUGCCUUCCCGUUACCCCGAGCCAAAGUCAACAACCCUGCCCCCCUGCCUGUUGAGCCCCUGUCGGAUCUUGACGAGGCAGCAGCACCCUCAAACACUGACACUGUGGACCAUCAAACACAAAAUAAGGAGAUAAUACCAACACAAAGCAACACAAAUGAGACUCUAUUGCCCAUUAUAAAGGAGGAAUCACCAUCACCCUCACCCAGAAACUCAAAUGGCACUCUGUCACCUGUUCUGGAAGUGCCAACACCGACCUCACCAAGACACUCAAACGUCACCACCACGUCCAGUAUGAAGGAGUUGACGGACAUUUUGCAAGAGAUUGAUGAGGCUGAGUCCAUAGCAUCCGAGCCAGAGGAAGCAUCAAUCUCAGAAACUAACCUUGAGGACCUGGCAUCAACCUCACAACCCAACCCGGAGGAGGCAAAAUCAACCUCACAAACCAACCAAAACAGCACUCGUACACCAACUCUAGAGGAAGCAUCAACGACCCCAAAAUAUCCCUCCCCUGCCACCCCUUCACCCCGAGCAUCCUCCCCUGCCUCCCCCUCACCUCGGCCCUCCUCCCCUGCUUCUCCCAGUACCCCAACGUACACCCCAGUCUCACCGUCCUCUAUCAAUGCCCCUCAAUUCAUCAACUUACGCGAGGAUGACAGCGAUGAAGAUGAUGAAUCCACUGACUUCUAACUGCUAUGGGGGAACCUCCUUGCUGACUUAUUGACUGACUGACUCGCUGGCUGACUGAAAGGCUAAGAUAUGAAUAAACUAAUAUAUAGACUGACAAGUGGGUGGUGUGACAUAUUUAACGACUGGCUAACUGACUGGCUGACAUUUGGGUCCACUAAUAUAGGUAAACGGAUAUAUGGGUAGACUGACUUAACUGACUGGAUAACAUGUAAAUAGGCUAACUGACUGGCUAACAUAAAGGGUGAGCUGACUGACUAACUGGGUAAUAUAUGGAUGGACUGACUGACUGGCAAAUGCAUGAGUAGACUGACUGACUGACUGACUGGGCGGCUAACAUUUGGAAAGACUAACUGAAUAACAUGUAAAUAGGCUAACUUAAUGGGUGAACUGACUGACUAACUGGGUAAUAUAUGGAUGGACUGACUGACUGACUGGCAAACAUAUGAGUAGACUGACUGACUGGCUAACAUCUGGAAAGACUAACUGACUGGAUAAUAUAUUAGACUGGCUAACUGGUUGCCUAAUAUAAACUAAAACUGACUUACUGACUGGUUAACACAUAAAUAGACUGGCGGACUGACUAUAUAUGUGACGAGGGUUGACUGACUCACAACCCAAUUUUGACUGACUGACUUGCAACCCAAUUUUGACUGACAGACUCGCAACCAAUUUUGACAGACUCGCAACCCAAUUUUGACUGACUGACUCGCAACCAAUUUUGACUGACAGACUCGCAACCAAUUUUGACUGACUGACUUGCAACCCAAUUUUGACUGACUGACUCGCAACCAAUUUUGACUGACUGACUUGCAACCCAAUUUUGACUGACAGACUCGCAACCAAUUUUGACUGACUCGCAACCCAAUUUUGACAGACUCGCAACCCAAUUUUGACAGACUCGCAACCCAAUUUUGACUGACUGACUCGCAACCAAUUUUGACUGACUGACUUGCAACCCAAUUUUGACUGACAGACUCGCAACCAAUUUUGACUGACUCGCAACCCAAUUUUAACUGACUGACUCACAACCCAAUUUUAACUGACUGACUCGCAACCCAAUUUUGACAGACUUCUGUGUACCAAAAUCAUCCGUUAAAGCUUCCAAACACUAUCAUAGAUUCCACGUUUGUUGUGUAUUUAAUGCCACUGUAUACAUCUGUACAUACAAAUAUAUAUAACGUAUUUAAUGUAUGUUAAGUGAAAAAUAUAUAAUAAAGUCGUUUUAGUAUCCUGUA